Messenger RNA from Camelina sativa (false flax), 562 nucleotides. Its product is annotated as pectinesterase inhibitor 5-like. Gene Ontology annotation, biological process: negative regulation of catalytic activity. The record is from RefSeq and is a predicted model, not a curated record. Lineage: Eukaryota; Viridiplantae; Streptophyta; Magnoliopsida; Brassicales; Brassicaceae. Gene Ontology annotation, molecular function: pectinesterase inhibitor activity.
UUCAAAUAUGGCUACAAUACUCAUCAAACACAUAACUUUUCCUUUCUCGUUAUUAUUAUUCAUGUUCUUUGAGUUUACAACUGCAAAUGCAAUGCUUAUCAACGACAUGUAUGAAUUUUGUAAAGAGACGGAAGACGUGAAUUUCUGCUUGAAAUACAUUGGAACAGACACGCGUAUAUUAGACGCACGCGACUUUCAUGACGUGCUUGUGAUUGCGAUUUCUCAAUGCCAAAUCCAAGUGACCAAUGCAACCAGACAGAUCAACAAAGUUCGCCAGAAGUUUAGUGGUCCGAUUGGAGCUCGACGAAUAUUUUUUUGUCAUAAGUAUUACCAGUUAGCAUCUGCUUAUUUCCAAAAAGCUUAUGGGGAAGCAGAAGACGAUAGGUAUGCAUCAAUAGCUCAGAUAUCUGCAACAUAUGGCUCAAAUUAUAUGCGCAAAUGCGAAGACGAGUGGAAAAAGAAUGGACUGAUACAACAGUCUCCUUUCACUUUCUAUAACACAAAUGUUGUCAAACUAUUAUCUAUUAUUCAAGUUAUUAUUGGAAAAAUUAAGUAUGGCUAG